UUACUUUCGCGAACUCCAUUCGAGCUCCACCGCGAAGCUGCACGGCGAGAUGCGUUCCAAUUUCGACCUCGAGAAUGGCGGCGGCGCCGUUAGAUCCGGGAACGGUAACGGCGCGAAGGCGCGGGGCGGCCCGAACGGCGUUAGAACGGCGCCGUCGCCGUUCUACUACUCGCCGGCGCCGGCGCCGGAGACGGCGACGGAGCGGCAGUGGAAGGCGUGGGCGGUACCGGCGUUCGUGGUGGCGAACGUGGCGGUGUUCGUGGUGGCCAUGUACGUGAACGAUUGCCCCCGCCACCCCAACCCCUUCGGCUCCUGCGUCGCCCCCUUCCUCCGCCGCUUCUCCUUCCAGCCGCUGCGCCAAAACCCGCUCUUCGGGCCCUCCUCCGCAACAUUAGAGAAGCUGGGGGGGCUCGAAUGGAACAAAGUUGUGCAUCAACAUCAAGGGUGGAGGCUUGUGACUUGCAUUUGGUUGCAUGCAGGUGUUAUACAUCUGCUUGCUAACAUGCUCAGCCUUGUGUUUAUUGGAAUUCGUCUUGAGCAGCAGUUUGGGUUUAUCCGAAUUGGGGCAAUAUACCUUCUCUCAGGGUUUGGUGGUAGCGUCCUCUCAGCUCUCUUCAUAAGAAACAGCAUCUCUGUUGGAGCCUCUGGUGCUUUAUUUGGACUUCUUGGAGCUAUGCUCUCAGAACUCUUCACUAACUGGACUAUAUACACCAACAAGGCAGUCGCUCUAUUAACUCUUUUGACCAUAAUUGCGAUCAAUUUGGCACUCGGAAUACUUCCGCACGUUGAUAACUUUGCACACAUUGGGGGAUUUCUUACUGGUUUUCUUCUAGGGUUCAUUUUAUUGAUCCGACCUCAAUUUGGCUGGUCGGCACGCCACAAUCUGCCUCCUGGGAGUGAGGCCAAGUCGAAGUAUAUGGCAUAUCAGUGCGUCUUGUGGGUUCUUGCUUUGAUCUUGUUCAUAGCUGGUUUUGUUGGUGGGCUGGUACUGCUAUUCCGGGGAGUGAACGCGAACGAACGCUGCCACUGGUGCCACUAUCUGAGCUGCGUACCUACAUCGAGAUGGAGCUGCGGAAACUGAAAAUGUGUCGCAAUACUGUACUUAGAAAAUUCGUGUCUGUUCUCAAGGACGCGAGACAACGAUAUGUCAUUAUAGUUUGAGAUGAUAUUCUGUUCUUACUGUACAUAAGCUGUUGCUUCGUUCAGGCGUGGUGUUCAAUUUGAUUUCAUUCUUUUUCGAUUUGUCGCUGGAUAUCUGGAACUUCGAGCAAUAUACCAGUAUUGUUUUGUAAACUUUGGGCAUGUUUGGCUCGCGUUAUAUAGUAUUACAGGUUAUUUUGACAUAACCAGA
Ananas comosus (pineapple) is the source of this 1351-nucleotide messenger RNA. RefSeq names its product RHOMBOID-like protein 2. Gene Ontology annotation, biological process: proteolysis. Bases 50 to 1081 code for a protein of 343 amino acids. Gene Ontology annotation, cellular component: membrane. The transcript has 5 exons. Gene Ontology annotation, molecular function: serine-type endopeptidase activity. The record is from RefSeq and is a predicted model, not a curated record. NCBI's taxonomy places the organism in Eukaryota, Viridiplantae, Streptophyta, Magnoliopsida, Poales, Bromeliaceae.